Molecule: messenger RNA, 1746 nt
Organism: Penicillium canescens
Lineage: Eukaryota; Fungi; Ascomycota; Eurotiomycetes; Eurotiales; Aspergillaceae
Product: amidohydrolase
Exons: 1
Coding region: 1-1746 (581 amino acids)
Molecular function (GO): hydrolase activity, acting on carbon-nitrogen (but not peptide) bonds
Source: RefSeq, a predicted model, not a curated record
AUGGACGCAGAUCGGAAAAAUUCGGUGGAUGUCGUCUACACGGACGGCGAAAUCAUUAUCGAUGCGAACGGGCCACCUGCUCAAGCAGUCUUUAUUAAAGCUGGCCGGAUCGCUGCCGUCGGUUCGAAUGAAGAUGUACUCGCUGCUGCCGGAUCAGGUGUAUCGUGUUCUAGCCUGAACGGAGCAACCGUCAUCCCGGGUCUCAUCGAUACCCACCCGCAUUUGCUUCACUUUGCAGCUUUCAAAGGAAGUCUACUCGAUAUUGCAGACGCCAAAAACCAUGAGGAGAUCAUUGAGGCCAUUCGACGCAAGGCUGAGCAGACACCCCACGGAAGCUGGAUCAUGACCUCUCCUGUGGGAGAGCUUCAUUGGUUCCAUCGUCGCUCCUAUAGGGACCUUGAAGAAGGAAAUCUUCCGGAUCGCCACAUCCUUGAUCUUGCAUCGGCGAAUCACCCGAUCAUGAUUCAUGCGCUGGCCCCCAAGGAUCCCAACGUGUGCGCAUUCAACACGGCGGCUUUGAAAAUCCUUGGAAUAGGGCGCUCAACACCGGACCGGGUGAACGACGUAUGGAUUGAAAAGGAUGACGAGGGCCACCCAACCGGAAUCCUUCGGGGAAGCGUCACAAAUUACUACAACAAUGACCCUUUCUUUAUGAGCCUUCUCAACAAGAUGCCUCCGUUGAUUCAGGAGGACGUUGUCCCGGCGGCUUUGGCACAAGCGAUGAAGGACUACAAUGCGCUUGGCAUCACAACCAUCUAUGAAGGCCACGCGAUGGACUUCCCCCACAUUGGAGCAUAUCAAGCCUUCAGAGCCCAGAAUCUUCUGAGCGUACGAGUGCAAACUUGUCCGGAGCUUCAGCCGGGAGCAUUUCCGACAGAUGGGAAGAAGACAAUUGCUGAGAUUAACUCGACGUUGGAGAAAGCCCUGAGCUUACGGGAACUUCAAGACGACUGGCUGAGGAUUGAAGGCAUCACUGCUUGCACCUAUGGCCCUUGCUACACUGGCUGUGCGCUGGUCAAGGACGGAUACCUCUCACCUAGUGGCGAAACGACCACUGGGAAGCGCGGCAUUAGCGAGGAUAACCUACGAGCUGCCUUUGAAUUCUGUGCUAAGCGCGGUCUUCGUCUCAACCUAUGCUCGGUAUCUGAGGAUGAGCAUGACGACCAUUUCGCGAUGGCCGUUGAGGUGAUGGAAAAGUACGGCCUGAAGCAAACGGGUUGGCUUCUUCAGCACGGCAUGAUCAUCCGGCCGGACCAGAUCAAGCGACUGGCUGAGCUAGGAUUUGACAUGACAGUCAGCACCGCGUUCACUUUCGGAGAGGCUGAAAUCUAUGAGAAGAGGAUUGGUUCGGGUGUCUUGGAAAACGUCAACCCGUUCCGUCUACUUCUUGAUGCGGGUCUUAGCGUGGCUGCAUCAAUGGACUGGGGACCUACGAAUCCCUUUGAGCAAAUGCAAUUGGCGAUUACGCACCGGAUGUAUCCGAGUGGUCGAUCCAACGCAGGACCUGCUCAGGUUGUGAACCGAGCGGAAGCGUACGAGAUGUGGACACGGCACGGUGCAAAGGUACUUGGCUGGCAUGAUAUUGGUAGUAUCAGCCGAGGGAAUCAUGCGGAUUUGGCGAUUCUUGACCGGAAUCCGAUUACCUGUGAUCUGGAUGCACUGCCAUCGACGCGCGUGCUUCGUACCCUUAUUGGAGGACUAGUCGUUUACGAUAACGGCGAUCUGCCCGCUGCGUCUCAGGUGUAA